AUGCGGGACUACAAGAUGCUGGAGAAGAUCGGGGAGGGCACGUACGGGCAGGUGUACAAGGCGAUAAACAGGGAAGGGAGGGUUGUGGCAAUAAAGAAGACUCGACUUGAUCUGGAGCAAGGAGGCGUUCCUUCCACAACUCUGCGUGAAGUCUCCGUGCUACAGUCACUCAAUGAAAGCAUCCACAUCGUGAGGCUUUUGGACGUGGAGCACACCAGAGAACAGGAGAGAUCCGUGCUGUUCAUGGUUCCCUCGGUGGUGCAAGCGUUCGAAUAUCUCCCCAUGGACCUCAAGAAAUUCCUGGAAGACCAAUGGAAACACGAGUUGUUGCCACUGGAACUCGUGAAGGUGCUGAUGUACCAGCUGCUUAAGGGCGUUGCCUACCUCCACGGCCGAGGCAUGAUGCACAGAGACCUGAAGCCCAGCAACCUGCUCAUCAAUGACUCAAACCCGGACGUCCCCUGCCUCAAGAUUGCCGACCUGGGCCUCGCGCGAGUCUUCCACAUCCCCAUCAGACCAUACACACACGAGAUCAUGACACUGUGGUAUUGGGCGCCAGAAGUGCUGCUGGGCACAACGCAUUAUGCGCUGCCCAUAGACAUGUGGAGCGUGGGCUGCAUCUUCUCAGAGCUUCUCACUGGGCAACCGCUGUUCGAAUCAGAUUGUGAGAUCCAGCAGCUGAUGUGCAUCUUCCAGGUGCUCGGGACCCCCACAGAAGAGGUGUGGAAGGGGGUGACUAAGCUGCAGGACUGGCACACCUUUCCCCAGUGGAAACCCAGGGAUCUGGCCCGAGCGUAUCCAGAUCUGGGCUCCGACAGCGUUGACCUUCUUAGAGGAAUGCUCCAGUACCAGCCCGCCCGGCGCAUCUCGGCAAAGGAGGCCUUGAAGCACCCCUUCUUUGCAGAGCUGGACAAGGAGGGAAUUGAUGAGUACUUGGCUGUCCAAUGCGCUUCAAAUAAUCCUUCAUCAGCAGGACAAGGACAGGGAGAAUGA
Messenger RNA from Coccomyxa subellipsoidea C-169, 993 nucleotides. Its product is annotated as cyclin dependent kinase. The coding region runs from base 1 to 993 and encodes 330 amino acids. The transcript has 9 exons. Gene Ontology annotation, biological process: signal transduction; protein phosphorylation; G1/S transition of mitotic cell cycle. Gene Ontology annotation, molecular function: cyclin binding; cyclin-dependent protein serine/threonine kinase activity; ATP binding. Gene Ontology annotation, cellular component: cytoplasm; cyclin-dependent protein kinase holoenzyme complex; nucleus. Lineage: Eukaryota; Viridiplantae; Chlorophyta; Trebouxiophyceae; Coccomyxaceae. The record is from RefSeq and is a predicted model, not a curated record.